Molecule: messenger RNA, 1031 nt
Organism: Mesoplodon densirostris (Blainville's beaked whale)
Lineage: Eukaryota; Metazoa; Chordata; Mammalia; Artiodactyla; Ziphiidae
Gene: MORN3
Product: MORN repeat containing 3
Exons: 6
Coding region: 306-1031 (241 amino acids)
Source: RefSeq, a predicted model, not a curated record
GCCGGUGCACCAGCCAGUACUCGACCUCCGCAGGCCCGAAGACGUCCUUCCUCGUCGCGGGAGGAUCUACAGCCUUCCCCACACGCGGCCCCGAGCUCACAGUCUCCGCAGGAAGGGGCGGGCCCUGCCGGCUGGCUUUGCUGGGGCCCCGCGUUGCCAUAGGGACCCUGGCAGGGCUUGGGACGCCCGAACGCGCGCUGCGGACGAAGAUUGAGGCUGGAGGCUGCGGACGGCGACUCCACCGCUCUCGGCCCAGAACUCCAGAUGCAGGAUCCUUCCCGCGGGAGAGCGCAGAAGCAGCCAACAUGCCUAUCUCCAAGUGCCCGCCAAAGUCGGAGCCCCUGUGGAAAGCGUGGGACCAGAAGGCCCAGAAGAACGGACUGAGGCACCAGGUGUUUGCUGUCAAUGGUGAUCACUAUGUGGGCAAGUGGAAGGACAACAUGAAACACGGGAAAGGAACACAGGUCUGGAGGAAGAACGGAGCCAUCUAUGAGGGGGACUGGAAAUUUGGGAAGAGAGAUGGCUAUGGCACCCUCAGCCUUUCUGACCAAGAGCCCGGAAAGUACAGGAGAGUCUACUCAGGCUGGUGGAAAGGCGAUAAGAAAUGUGGCUAUGGGAUCCAGUUUUUCGGACCCAAGGAGUAUUACGAGGGUGACUGGUGUGGCAACCAGCGCAGCGGAUGGGGCCUCAUGUACUACAGCAACGGAGACAUCUACGAGGGCCAGUGGUGCAACGACAAGCCGGAAGGGGAGGGCAUGUUACGCCUGAAGAACGGCAACCGCUACGAAGGCAACUGGCAGAGAGGCAUGAAGAAUGGGUCGGGACGCUUCUUCCACCUGGACCAUGGUCAGCUGUUUGAAGGCCUCUGGGUCGACAACAUAGCCAAGUGUGGCACAAUGAUUGACUGUGGCCGUGAUGAGGCCCCCAAGCCCACCCAGUUCCCCAUUCCUGAGAUCAAAAUUCUAGAUCCUGACGGCGUGUUGGCGGAAGCUUUGGCCACGUUCAAGAAGACACAGGAAGAAGGAGAUUGA